AUGGCUUUUUCCAGAUCUUUCAACCUACGCAUAGUAUUCUUGACUUUAAUCUUUUUGAUUUUUAUCCAAAAGAACUUUGCCGAAAAUACCGAGACCUUUACUCAAACUUUUGCGCGCGAGAAUAAAGAAAUUGUUGAUAAAAUUCUUUGCAAUUCUUAUUUUAACGCAAUAUCAACUGGUAAAGCCACAAAUGCCGAGUUCGAGCAUGAUAUUAUUCAAAAUCAUUACUUCACCAUUCUUUGGGCAAGAUCCUUAGGUUAUGCCUUAACCAAAGCCCCUGCGCCAGUUCCAAAAGAUUGGGGAUUUGGUAACGUGACGCGAGAAUUCUUUAUAACAUUUUUGUCCAGUUACUUGGACGUAAUAGAAACUUAUGGUAAAGUCUUGGAAGAACUCGCAGUAGCACACAAUUUUAAUAUAUACGGAGAAUUGUAUUCAGCUUUUUCCAGGACUGAUGGAGAAUACAUGAUUAAAGUUGCCAAGACCUUGCCUUUUGAGGCAUGGAUAGCCACAAAUUGGGCAUCGAAUUAUUUUUUUUAUGAAGGCGUUUUGAUCUCCCAAGCUUCCAUAAAAAAGAACGGAUACACUUAUGAGUUUCAGGACUACAUUGAUGUGAGUACAUCUUCCUUAGUUAAAAAUGUAACCGAACAACUUGGAUCUUUCGUAGACUUAAUUUAUAAAUCAAAGAAAGCAGAUAGAAAGCUAGCAACUAAAGUUAUGACACAACAAUUAAAGAAUGAUUUUGCGUAUUAUGAAUCAGUUGCAACUGUUUGA
This is a messenger RNA of Acaulospora colombiana, 771 nucleotides long. NCBI's taxonomy places the organism in Eukaryota, Fungi, Glomeromycota, Glomeromycetes, Diversisporales, Acaulosporaceae. The record is from the annotation of a GenBank genome assembly.